Homarus americanus (American lobster) is the source of this 1929-nucleotide messenger RNA. Its product is annotated as adhesion G protein-coupled receptor E2-like. The record is from RefSeq and is a predicted model, not a curated record. Bases 1028 to 1636 code for a protein of 202 amino acids. Gene Ontology annotation, molecular function: calcium ion binding. The transcript is spliced from 7 exons. NCBI's taxonomy places the organism in Eukaryota, Metazoa, Arthropoda, Malacostraca, Decapoda, Nephropidae.
GCGACACCUUAGUAACACGAAGGCUGGGUCAGCUUACCUGACCUCACCCCACGCCACGGUAAGUUCCACUGUGGCGUACUGAGUGUGGCCAGUAAAUAUAUCACACUCAGGACUGAGGUAGGAGAGAAACUCACAAUGCAUUUUCUUAUAUAUAAAUAUAUUGAAUGUGCAGUGCAGUUUGGUGCUGGGAAGUUGCUGCUUGGAAGAGGAGUUUGCUGAGAGGUUUUGCCGGUUCAGGAACGUGGAGUAGAAUGAGAGCUGGUCAGCUGAAAGGGCUCAUUACGCUCGCCAGACUUCUCAGUAAUUUGGAAACCCCCCUUAUUCAAUUUCUGGGUGCGCCCCUGAUCUGGCAUGUCAUUUAUGAAACAAACAACGGUCUCAGCACACAACCCUGAGAGUACACAUGACGUAAACAUUAUAUUUUAAACAAAGAGUGUAAAUAUAAACAAGACUCAGAAAUACAGACCUUUGUUUCCAGAGAGUUCAUUAGUUUUUAAAGGGGUUUGGAACUUUAAAUGCAUGAGUAAAACACUGUUAAGAUAAUUAUAUACUUUGUUUUUGUUCACACGACUAAUUCAACUAAGAUAGACCUACAGGUAUAUGGUUUUGUAAUUUGAAUAAAUCAAUACGCUGUGGAUUUUGUAUACUACUAUUGUAUGUUCUAUAAUGUAUUAUAUAAUAUUAUAUAAAUGUUUUAUAUAUACAUUAUUGUAUUGUUCUUAUAUAUUGUACGUCACAGUGCAUUUCUUUUGCCCUUACCUCCCUGCCAGACCCAUGCACCAGUGACACCUGCACACCGCCCUUCACCUGUACACAGGCUGACAAGGGAGUGACUGAGUGUCGGUGUCAGAGCGCGUGUCAGGACCUGCUGCAACCUGGGGUGUCGUCCAGCGUAUAUCACAGCUCCCUCGUCCUCACCACCACCACUUCUCCUGGUGAUCCUAACAUUGCCUGGCGCCUCACCGCAGCGCUGGAAAAGACCUUCGGUCGUAACAACGUCGAGAUACUCUCCAUAAAACCCAAGACUAUGAGGAAAAGGUCAGUCUCCCAGCUUCAAGUGGAGUUCUUGGUAGUGACCCAGCAACCUAACAUUACUCAGGAGGUAGCUGAUGCCAUCAAAAUGCAAUGCGAGCCUAGCGAGGACAUCAACCCCGGAGUGUGUGUCUUGGCCGGGGGUCUAGUGAUCCAAGAGGACUCAAUCACUGUGGAGAAUAAUGAUCCAUGUGCAGAGCAGCCGUGCCCAGGAAACGAUGUGUUCACCUGCCGCCCACGGCCCAACACCACCGGGCGCUUUGUUUGUUCCUGCAAAACUGGUUUUCUGAAGGUGAAUGUUCUGGGAACUCCAGGCAUGUGUAAGGAUGUGGACGAGUGUGAUGGGGGCGAGAGGGUGUGUGAGGAGGAACACGAGUGUAUCAACACGCCAGGCAGCUUCGUGUGCAGACAAAAACCAUCAGCACUAGGACAAAAUGCUAAGGUCAUGAAGAAGCUGGCUAUUGCUUUCGGUGUGCUGUUCUUCAUUGCUUUAUUCGUCAUCGUCGGCUUUGUGUACUUGCUGAAGAAAAAGAACAAGAGCAACCGGGAGCUGGUGCCGAUGUCUGCCACUUCAGGCUUCGACAACGACGCCUACCAUAAGUAACUAGCCAAAAGGGAGACGAGUAAGACAUGGAAAAACAGGAGAGGCGAGUGAAAAUGGAAGAAUAAAGAAAAGUAGAUGGAGGAAGAAAAGAAAACUGACAAAAUAGUGAGUUGGUGGAUGAAGAGGAGAAAGGGGAGCUGACGAACUGGGUGUAUGAAGGGGUGAUAAAGACGGUGGGAAAGGUUUAUAUCCUAAAAGUGAAUUGCGGAAGUACAGUACAGUGUUUCCUUGACGUGGGGGAUUAGUGAAUAUACUGUGAAUGCAAAAUGCCAAAUAAAUGAUUUUAGAAACGU